AAUGUGAUAUAACUACAGUUCCCAAGAACCAUCACGGCGAGAUGAAAGUGGGCGGGGCAUGUUUGACGCUGCGCGCGCGGUCUUUGAAAGAAAAUGGAGGAGCUUCAGAGAGGAGAGGUUGAACCGUGUGAUGCCAGCAACAUCAAUACCAGGGUCUCAGAAGUGUCUCAUGGAGUCAAACGUCCUCAUGACGGUAGCCACAUCUCCGGUCCUCCUCAGAAGUCACCUGAUCCUGCAGCGGUGCAGCAUUUGGGAGAGGAGGAGCGGCUGCAGGACUCGAGGAGGAGCUCUGCUGAGGACAGUAUGAGGGAAAGUGUGAGCGUUACCGAUCCUGAACCAAACCCUCGCUCGCGCAGGAAGUCCUGGAGGAGAUCGUCCAGAGGCAGGCGCUCUCUGCCGGCCUUCUCCUGCUCCUCACAGCCUCUGUGUGAAACCGUCAGUCUGUCUUUACCCGAUAACGAGAGGCUGGAGAUGCUAAUUAAAGCUGCUAUGCAGAGGACAGUGAAGAGGGCCAGAAGUAGUCUGUACACUGUUCCUGGUGUUGAUACAGAGACCCUCCAGACUCAAGGUAAGUCAGUUGAAUCUUUGCAUGAAGAGUGGGACAGUCUGGCUAAAGACAUCAGAAGAGAGACUCAGAAUUCACUUCCGACUGUUGAGAGUGACCCUGUUGUUAACAUGACCGCUGCACGCAUUCAGGAGGACAUUAACAGGUUACAGGCUGAGAGUAUGUCCUGGGAGUCACUACUGAACAAACAUCGGAGCAAAGCUGAGGAACUAGACAAAUGUGUGGAGCGGGGUGAAGAGAAGGGGCUGCCACUGGACCCAUCAUGCUUUGCAAAGUCCUCACAGAGUCGGCUCAUUCUGAACAAACCUGACUACAAGGCGGUGCUCAUGGGACAGCAAAAACUACUCCGAAACAUGGAGCUAGUGAUGGACUCACAGUGUUGUAUAAUGAGGGAGCUGCUGUCUUUCCGGGAGAAAUCACAGCUGCUGCUGAAGGAGACCAGUGCCAGACUAGCUGCCAGGGCUGGAUUUCACAAUCUCCCUUCAUCUCCAGUCAGACAGCUGAUAAAAGGACCCAUAUCUAGUGUUUCCUCUUAGUUUACAGUGCUGUAAUGAAUCCCAUCGGAUGCUGAGCUUCCACAGAAAAGUGCUAUGAUCUGAAAGGACCAUUUCGGUUAUGCAUUAUUACUUUUUACUCUAUCAUUUCUACUUUUUGCAGUAUCAAAAUACAUUUUCUGUUUUAUAUUAACCAAUGAUUUGGAUAGGAAGUAUCUAAAUUUAUACUAAACGUCUGUCUGUCCUAGAUUUCGUAAGAGGAAAGGUUCAGAAUGUGUACAUAAAGCACAAAGAUGGACACUAGAUGGCAGACUGGUUAUUCAUAGCUCUGCUUUAACCUGUGCGGUCCUGCAUAGGGUUUGUUUUUCACAAUUGUACAGAUUUCAGAUUAUAAUUAAAUGCCUUGACAUUUGCUUCAAACUUUUUGUCAUGUAAAAAACAUUCAGUUUUUAGCCCCCAAAUGCUUUUAAACGGUCUUUAAAUUGUCUUGUAUGUGUAAUGGACUAAGAAUGAUUUUCAUUCAUCCAUCACUGGAUUUUUUUUUUUUUUUUUUUGUCUCUCUCUUCUGCCUGAAUGGUAAAAUUGAAUAAACGGUUUGUGCUGGUGUCUUGUUUCCAGGACAAACAUCGCAAGCUUGUAUUUA
Cyprinus carpio (common carp) is the source of this 1702-nucleotide messenger RNA. RefSeq names its product kinetochore-associated protein DSN1 homolog (gene dsn1). The record is from RefSeq and is a predicted model, not a curated record. NCBI's taxonomy places the organism in Eukaryota, Metazoa, Chordata, Actinopteri, Cypriniformes, Cyprinidae. Gene Ontology annotation, biological process: mitotic sister chromatid segregation; cell division. The transcript has 11 exons. Gene Ontology annotation, cellular component: MIS12/MIND type complex. Bases 94 to 1101 code for a protein of 335 amino acids.